Pelobates fuscus (common spadefoot toad) is the source of this 6021-nucleotide messenger RNA. It is a transcript of the gene AP3B2, whose product is annotated as adaptor related protein complex 3 subunit beta 2. The transcript has 28 exons. Gene Ontology annotation, biological process: intracellular protein transport; vesicle-mediated transport; anterograde synaptic vesicle transport. The record is from RefSeq and is a predicted model, not a curated record. The coding region runs from base 1086 to 4532 and encodes 1148 amino acids. Gene Ontology annotation, cellular component: membrane coat; AP-3 adaptor complex; clathrin adaptor complex. NCBI's taxonomy places the organism in Eukaryota, Metazoa, Chordata, Amphibia, Anura, Pelobatidae.
GGAAAGGGUGUUGGACAUAGUGAGGACAGGAGGAGGUGUGGGAGAUAGUGAAGACAGGAGGCUCCCUUAUAAAGGUGGCUGCAGCUGUUUUACAUGCUUGGAGAGAGGGAGAGAAGGACCUUAACACCUGUAAAUCAUUAACCCCCUACGCACACAAACACCCCGCAUCAGAGUGGAGCUACUAAAGUCUCUGGAGUUUCCAUGGCUCUGUAUUAACGCGGGGAAGGGGAUUACUCAGGAGGAGAUACAGAGUAUCACCAUCUAAACCCUAUUGAUUAGCCCCACUGAUCGGUAUGAAGGAAGUUUGCGGUCUGCGUCAAGACAUCCCCUGAACACCCGCCAUAUGGACAUCGGAAAUUCGGAAUCACCAUCAAGAAUUGUUUCUUAUCUGGGGCCGUUACCAGUAAUUGCAUUUUUUACCAUAGGUAUCACAGACAAGAGGCUUAUAUUGACCCCACAUCAUCGCUGUAUGGAUCUACGGAUGGAUAUAAUAAUUGUCACUGCCAGGAUUUGUUACUGAUCAUAAACACCAUAUUAAAUGCCUAAAACCGAUCUCCCGGAUUAUUGAAAAAAUUGUAUUAUUGGCAUCUGUCUGGAAACCUUAAAUUUAUUAGCAAAAGCAUCACUCCAAGGAUCUAUUAUUUCACAUUGCACAUCAGUUUAAAUGCCUACUACUUUGCACACUGGGCAUCACAUGCAGUACACACCUUGAACACAGGGGGUGCCAUCAUCUUCUAGUCCCAAUGAGCAGUCCUGGAGUCACUCGAUGUAACAGCUACUGAUCACAUCAUUCCAAGCCCACUGAUCACACUGGAAAACACUCUAAAGACGAAAAUACGAAGUACCUGUCGCCUGCGAUUCUCUAUGCUCUGCCUCUGAAUACACUGAGCAUCACUACCCGGGAGGGGGCUUGAUUUGAAGACGUGCAGGUACUCAAUACCUGCCCCUUAUCCCAUCUGCUAGUAUCCAAUAACACAUGCAUCACUUGAAGUGUGCACUAAGUUUACUAGCACGGAGCAUCCUGUAAACUACCGUAACUAUACAUCCCCAAGUAUAUAUAUUGUGCCCAGACAAUACACUCCAGCAUGACACCCAUGCAGAGGCUCCUGCAGCUGCCAGUGACUGCUGUCAAUAUGGUGAAAAACCACAGAUCUGAAGAGGCCAAGAGCCCUGUUUUUAGUCAAGAUAGUGGAGGCCAGACCUUCUACAACGCCCUGCAAGCAGACGAACUGCGGCUACUCAAAUCUCCGGAGUUGGAGCCCACGGUGGAAAGCAAUGGAUCCAGUACUGUCAGUCAACCUAUGCGACACGAUGACCUGAAAGAGAUGUUGGACAGCAAUAAGGAUUCUCUAAAGCUGGAAGCUAUGAAAAGGAUCGUAGCCAUGAUCGCAAGAGGAAAGAACACAUCAGAUCUAUUCCCAGCUGUGGUGAAAAAUGUGGCUUGCAAGAACAUAGAGGUAAAGAAGUUGGUUUAUGUCUAUUUGGUCCGAUACGCUGAGGAACAACAGGAUUUAGCACUGCUCUCCAUCUCCACCUUUCAACGAGGGUUAAAGGAUCCCAAUCAGCUGAUCCGUGCCAGUGCCCUGCGUGUUCUUUCCAGUAUCCGGGUGCCAAUCAUUGUGCCAAUCAUGAUGUUGGCAAUAAAGGAGGCGGCCUCAGACAUGUCACCCUAUGUGCGCAAAACAGCAGCUCAUGCUAUCCCCAAACUGUACAGCUUGGAUUCAGACCAGAAAGAUCAGCUCAUCGAAGUGAUAGAAAAGCUUCUGUCUGAUAAAACUACACUGGUCGCGGGUAGCGUCGUCAUGGCAUUCGAAGAAGUCUGUCCGGAGCGAAUUGACCUGAUCCAUAAGAAUUACCGCAAGCUUUGUAACCUGCUCAUUGAUGUGGAGGAAUGGGGGCAGGUGGUGAUUAUCAACAUGCUGACUCGCUAUGCACGCACCCAGUUCUUGAACCCCAACCAAAAUGAGUCUCUACUUGAAGAGAACCCAGAUAAAGCUUUUUAUGGAUCAGAUGAUGAUGAAGGAAGUAAAGAGCAGAAAUCAGAACCAGUAGUGAAACGCAAACCAUACGUCAUGGACCCCGAUCACCGUCUUCUACUUCGUAACACAAAACCCCUCCUGCAAAGCCGCAAUGCCGCAGUGGUUAUGGCUGUGGCUCAGUUGUAUUUCCACCUGGCUCCAAAAGCAGAAGUUGGAGUUAUCGCAAAGGCUUUAGUACGUUUACUGCGCAGCCACAGUGAGGUACAGUACGUGGUACUUCAGAAUGUGGCCACUAUGUCCAUCAAGAGAAGGGGGAUGUUUGAACCAUAUUUAAAAAGUUUCUACAUCAGAUCCACCGACCCGACCCAGAUCAAGAUUCUGAAGCUGGAAGUCUUAACAAACCUGGCUAACGAGACCAAUAUUUCCACCAUCUUGCGGGAAUUCCAGACAUACAUCCGUAGCAUGGAUAAAGACUUUGUGGCUGCUACCAUACAGGCUAUUGGCAGAUGUGCUACCAACAUUGGUAAAGUGCGAGACACCUGCCUUAAUGGGCUCGUCCAACUGCUGUCCAACCGGGAUGAACUAGUGGUGGCAGAGUCUGUGGUGGUGAUAAAGAAGCUGUUACAGAUGCAACCAGCACAGCACAGCGAGAUAAUUAAACACAUGGCCAAAUUAACUGACAACAUCCAGGUGCCCAUGGCUCGCGCCAGCAUAAUUUGGCUCAUUGGUGAGUAUUGUGAACAUGUUCCAAAAAUUGCUCCAGAUGUACUGAGGAAGAUGGCCAAAUCCUUCACUAAUGAGGAAGACAUUGUUAAACUCCAGACCAUCAACUUGGCUGCCAAACUGUACUUGACCAACUCCAAGCAGACAAAGCUCCUUACUCAGUAUGUGCUGAACUUGGCCAAGUAUGACCAGAACUAUGACAUCCGAGACCGCACACGUUUCAUCCGCCAGCUGAUUGUUCCUACAGAGAAGAGUGGCGCCCUGAGCAAGCAUGCCAAGAAGCUCUUCCUGGCAUUAAAACCUGCCCCCAUUCUCGAGUCCUCAUUUAAAGACCGGGAUCACUUUCAGCUGGGCUCCUUAUCACACCUACUGAACGCCAAGGCUGUCGGGUACCAGGAGUUGCCUGAUUGGCCAGAGGAAGCCCCUGACCCAUCCGUGCGGAACGUGGAGGUGAAGGAAGCUGUACCUGAAUGGACAAAGUGUCCAAGCAGGGAGAAAAGGAAGGAAAGAGAGGAGAAGCCUUUUUAUUCUGAUUCAGAAGGUGAAUCAGGUCCAACAGAGUCUGCAGACAGUGAACCAGAGUCAGUGAGUGAAUCAGAGAGCAGCGAGAGCAGCAGUGGAAGUACAUCCGGCUCUGAAAGUGAAGAGGAAGAAGAAAGUGAAGAGGAAGAAUCAGAGAAAGAGGAAAAGAAAAAGGGGAAGAAGAGAAUGCCACCGAGCGAGGGCAGUGAAGAAAGUGACCAAGAGCAGAGAGGGACCACCAAAGAAAAGAAGACCUCUGCAAAGACAUCCCAAAAGUCAGCAUCUGAAGAGGGGAGCAGCUCGGAGAGCAGUGAAUCUGAGAGCGAGUCCUCGUCGGAGGAAGAUGAAGAGAAGGAAGAGCCACAACCAGAACCGAAAAAGAAGAAGAGUCCUCCGGUGAGCAAGCCUGCAGCCAAACCAGCCAAGAAGACAAAGGAGAUGUCACUGCUGGAUCUAGAUGACUAUAAGAUCUCCAGAACUGGACGCACUAUACUAGUCUCACUCCCCUCAGCCCCUGCAGUGACCACAAGGAAUGUUGUAUCAGCAAGCUUGGUGUCCGACCUGGAGGGACUGUCCAUGACAGACACAUCUCUAACCCCGACGGUUGUCAGUCCGAUAUUUUCCUCGGGGCGUACCUUUGAGCUGCUGCACCGAAUGACUGGGGAGGGCUUGUCCAUGGAAUAUAUGUUUAGCCGCCAACCCUUUGCACAAGACCCUCGCAUGGUGGGUGUGCAGAUCAAGAUCUCCAACAAUACAGAGAGCGAGGUGAAGAAUAUCCAUAUCAGCAAUCCCAAGCUCCUGUCUGGCAUGCGGAUCCAAGAGUUUACAGAAAUAGAAUCCCUAGCUCCUGGAGACUGCGUCACGGUUACAAUGGGCAUUGACUUCUGCGAUUCCACCCAGACCGCCAACUUCCAGCUUUGCACACACACACGGAAAUUCUUUGUGAAUAUCCAGCCACCUGUGGGAGAAUUGAUGGAGCCUGUCUUUAUGAGUGAAAAUGAGUUUAAGAGAGAGCAGGGUAAACUGACGGGAAUGAAUGAGAUCACAGAGAGAUUGUCAUUGUCAGCAAAGUGUAAUAGUGACCACAUCAUCGUCCAGAGGGUCAUAUCAGUUGCUAAUAUGAACCGUGUGCCAUGCGGUGCCGAUAAAGAAUACAGGUUUGCAGCCAAGACUGUAACAAGUGGAACCCUGGUCCUGGUGACGUUAACUCUGAAGGACGUGUCUGCAUCUCUGCUGACUAUUAACAGUGAGAAGAUGGUGAUAGGAACUAUGUUGGCCAAGGACAUUGUUCAGGCAUUGACCCAGUGAGACUAAGGAGAUACAGUGGCACAAUAUAACUUGAAGUACCGGCUUGGCAUCUAAUCAAGUGAUACAGACCAAGUGAUACAGACAACUGGAAGAUGUUAGCCAUGAAACUAAUAAACAGUGAAUUUUGUCAUCCUUCUCCCCAUGAAGAUAUAACUCCAUUCUAGGCUGCUUUCAAGACUUUCCUCUUCCCUAAAAUAACUAAACUGUUAGAUUAUAUAGGCCUGUGCGUCAGUAUAUCAUAAUGGAUAUAGUUUGUGAAACUUUGAUCCCAUUCCCAAAUAAAAGGAAUAUAGCUGUAUGUAGAAGUAUAUGCCUCGGAAACAAGCCCAUAUAUGGUCUGAUAUUUAUCAUACAUGCAGACAGAACUGAAACUGCCUAAUAGGCGAACCCCCCGCUGCAAAAGUAUGGUAACCCACCCAAGUAGAUCCAGAAAAACAUCAACAAAAUGUAUUGAAAAGCAGUAAAAUGAAGCCAAGUUCACAGCAACCUAUAGAUCACACUAUCUGCUGAUGUGAGCUUUAGGUUUUAUUUCAAUAGAUUUAAUUUUUUUCAAUCAAAAAAAGCUUUUUUCAAUACAUUUUAUUUUCCAACUGGAUCCACUUGUGCUAGAGAACUUUCUGGAGUUAAACAUUUUACAUUCGCCAGCUUUAGUUCUGCAGUCUCAGCAAUGUAAACACUGCCUUUUCCGACAAACGGCAGUAUUAUCACUGCUGCCUAACGUCACCUCUAGUGGCUGUCAGAGAGCCACUAGAGGGGUUUCCUUGAUGCGGUCCCGCAGAGAUUGCAGGGUUCACGUCUGGCGCCUUCAAGUUCUGCAUGGAGACAACGACCAGGAUUUCUAUUCUGAGAUGCUAAAAGGGGCAUUGCGGAGUUUGCCACACAUGAGCCCCCGAAUAAGGUCAUUAAAAUAGCUUAUUUUAACAGUGGUGUAUACCUAAAUCGCCUCUGUACCACUGUAAUGUUAGGAAUACAUAGUUGUAUUCCUAAGGUUAAAGUGUUCAUUUAACAGAAUUGAAUACUUAAUUAUCAUGUAUGUGGCUCCAUGUAGCACUGUUAUUACAGUGCUUAUUAUGUUUUGAAAUUUAUUAUAUUUAUGUCAAGUUUGACUACAAACUAAAUGUGCUAAAUGGCCUUAUUUUAUCUAUUUGAUUGACUUGAUGCUAAGCUGGGUUGCCUGCAUCCAUACUUUAUCCAUUAUAGAAUGCUGAGAUCCUGGCCCAUCCAUAAUAGAAUCCUGAGUGUAUAGGUUUACUCUUGUGAGACAUUAUGUGCAAUGACUCCACUAGCAGCCAGUAUUUUGUCCCCAGCUACUAAAGUGACAAACAUCAAUAAAUUCUAAACAUUAGUUCCUUGUUUAAUGUGGACACCUCCGGGGUGGCUUGCAAAUAUCUCCCCUCUGUCCAGUUUCUUGUGCUGUUUGUAAGUGGAAAUACAUAGCAAUAUUUAUUAUAAUUAGGCAGAUAUAUCAAUAAAGAUCAAUGUGAAAAUA